Molecule: messenger RNA, 5303 nt
Organism: Odontomachus brunneus
Lineage: Eukaryota; Metazoa; Arthropoda; Insecta; Hymenoptera; Formicidae
Product: dentin sialophosphoprotein-like
Exons: 10
Coding region: 326-4594 (1422 amino acids)
Source: RefSeq, a predicted model, not a curated record
CGCGGGUCGCCGGUUCUUCAGGGUCCGAGCUUCGUCCGAAACGAAGCGCCUUCACAGCGCUCGCCACCUUCCUCUCGCGGAGAAGGCCGCACAAGGAAGUCUCCCUCGAUACGAUCGAUCGGCUCUCCGCACGCGACCUUGAUACCGCGACCUGCCCUCUCCUUUUCAACGUCCCGUUGCGAUACGCGCCGGUGAAUCGUGUGACGGUGGUGUGAGUGCUCGUGUGCUCGGUGGUGCUUGGUGAACCUGACUGCAGGAAGCAACUCGGAGGACUCGUCCCCUCCUAUCACGGUCUCCUCGCUGUCUCCAAGUGGACCACGGGAUCAUGGCAUCGUACAGGAGCUAUGGCGAUACGGGAGCAUAUCGGAGUAGAGCUAGCAUCGGAAUAGGUAGCACAUUCGGUAGGAAUACUUCCGGCGGAAGCAGCCUGCCAAGCUGUAGAAGCAGCUAUUCCGGAGUUGGAUCGAGUUCCGCUCGAGCUGCCGCCAAGGAACGGGUGCUCGCAAGUUUCGGUGGCGCUUUUCUCAAGAAGAACAAGCUCGAGGAGAAACCUUCUUUUAAAUAUUCAUGUACCAAAGACACCGACAAGGGUCGAUUGUACUCCGGAAGAUCGUCUUCCGAGGAGACGAGGGUGAAGAGCCCGCUAUCUGGCAGUAAGUCGUCCCUCUUUGAGAAGUACUCGUUCUCAGCUGGCAAAACAUCGGAGAGGCCGUCUUCCGUGUUGGACAGAUAUAACCGGCCGGCUUCGCGGGAGAAGAGCAGAGAGCCCGAAGGAAUAUCGCGCUACGGGUCCAGCACAUAUCCUGGAUCGAGUUUCGGUCGAAGUUAUGGCAAUGACGGUAGAAUUGAGAAGAAGGACCAUCCACCGUCGGUCUCCUACAGAGGAUUACGUCCCAAUUCCGGGAGAGCAUCGCGCGAGCCGAGCCCGGAAGUAGCCGGUGGCGGAAAAACGAAUUCCUUCAGAGUCUAUUCGAGAGCGCCGUCUUAUGGCCGCUCAGCCGCUUCGCCCAGCACGUCCGAAUCGAGCUCGGCCACAAUCUCGACGAGAUUUGGCUCGACAGCUGCUGGUUCGCGAUUUCUCUCGUCGCGAAGCGGCAACGAACGAGUGCCCUCGGCCGUAAACUACUACGGAGCGGACAGAUUUCGAGGCUCGAGCGGCAAGUCGGCUAAUCCGAAAGACGAAGAGGAAUACAGGCAGCUCGCUACCAAGCCCAACGAGGAUGGUAGUCACGAGUCGCCGAAGGUAGCGAACAGAAUGGAAGACGGCAAGAGCGACAAUCGACUCGCCGACAAUGAAUUCUUGACACUGACGAUCGUGACUCGAGGCACUUCGCCGACACCUCCGGCUUCUUCGUCUUACGUGAGGAACAGGCGGGCGGAAAUCGGUAUCGUUCAUCAGAAGGAAGUGGCUCGACCCCGAGAACUGCCGGAUACCCUCGACAAGGAGACACAGUGCGAUCGAAGCGACGAGACGUCGAGGUUCUCGAGAUUCAGUGGCAGCAACAGAGUAUCCGGCGCGCCUUCUUGGUCGGCGUACCUGGACAAGUACUCGUCGUCGUCGGGCGCACCACCAGCUGGAGGUUCGUCUAUGUACUCGUCCAGAGGGUUCAACAAUACGAGCUCGUCAAGCGCUAGACUCAACAGCUUCGCAUAUAGAACAAACGAAGCCACGAGACACGAAUUCGCUGCCAAGGAAUCGUUGACCUCUACUCAAGAAACUCAUAGUAAUAGAAGCCAGAACGAGACAGUUCUCGGCGGAGCGAACCGGUCCGGUAACGAGAACUCAUCAGUGUCCAAUGAAGACACGAAGACGUGUGGUCAAGACACACGCGGUGCGAAUAAAGAAACGAGUAAAAACAGAGUGCAGAGUAAUGAGCAGUGCUGCUGUAACGCACGAAAAGCCGAGACUAGUAGGAGUCCCGGUAUUUCCAGGACGUCCAGUCAGGAUCUUGCGUUUCAACGCAGAGAGGAUUCGACGGGGCAAGAUUGCCGAGAGAGACACAGCGAAGAUCGGAGUAAGGACAGGCAAAGUCCCGUAUUGAAAUGUGACGGGUGUAAUAACCAAAGAAGAGCGUCCAUUCCGCGAUUCGGACGUAGUUCGCCCAAGAGCGAGGUGAAAAUCCCCAAGUGUUCUUCAAAGCCUGACUUGACGAAGACCGAAGUGUGCGAGAGGAGAGAAUCCAAACCUGACGUUAAUUCCCGCUCUAGGAUCGAGGAGUCUCGAAUCGUGGAAGGACUCGACCAAAGUGAAGAAGUUAUCUCUCAGAAGCACGACGUGUCGCAAAGAAAAGAGUCGAGCGGCGCCGCGCAAAGUCGUCCGGCACCGACAUCGCAGUCACGGGGCGCAUCGACGAAGACGAACACACCGCGUCAAAUGACGCGUACCGGCUCGUCAGACGGAUCAUCCUCUGCGAGUCUGCCAAUUGGCAGAUCGAAAUCGUCGUCAGCCAGUUCGGUGGCGAAUCAAGGUGUAAAAAUAAAGGCGACGACGCCGCCAUCGUCCUCCGGCAAGUCAACUGGCGGCACGGGCCCCUCGCCGUCAGUGAAUCUACGGCAAGGCGGUUCGCCGGACGCUCGCGGCAAACCACCUGUGCCGAAGAAUGAUACUACGACCGCCGCCACGCCGAAGUGCAUCGUGGCAGCGAAGUACGUGAACAAGGACUUCCGCAAGUCGACCUUGAACAUGGAGAACGGCGACCCGUCGCGCUCUAAGUAUACAAGAAGGAAGAAAGGCCAGAGGAACAUCUCCGGAAGUUCGCAGGACUCCGAGACGACCUCGGAACAUGUUGGCCGGGUCGCCUCUUCGGGCUCCUCGACCUCGAUCAAGUCCGCUCGAUCAAGAUUGAGAGCUCCGUCGGGAGGAUCGAAGCAUGGGAUGGCAGGAAGGUGUAGUGACUCGAACGCUUCAACGAGAUGGGAGGAUUCGAGAAGUGGGUCAAAGUCACCUUGCGGAACGACGAAGAGGCCGUCUGGAACGUCGAGUUCCAGCAGCAGCAGUCGGUCGACCUCCGCGAAUUCCUCUAGCAGCGAGGACAACGACGAACGCGUGGACAGGCCGGGUUCGAGGCGGAGAAGAAGACGAGCAUCGGAGUCGCCCAUGCGCGAGACCAGAGGUAAGAUCAGCGCGGGUUCGUCCAAGACGAGCGUGUUGGCGUCCUCGGCCGAUGAAAUACCUAUGAUGACGGAGAAACCACCCAGACCGCCUUCGAGUCCACGAUCGAAGAGUGAUCGUUCCGCAAAGACAGAAGAGGCCAAGUCUUUUCUGAUGAGGGCGCUGGCGCCGGUGACGAAUUUCUUUAAGAGCAAGAGCCAAGAUUCCGGUGAUACGAGCAAGUCGGGCGGGUGGGUCGAUUCCAACGACGAGAAUUACGAAGCCAGCAACAAGACAGGACAACCGCUGUCAUCUUCGAGAUCUAUCAGUUUUUCGAAAGCUCCGAGUUUCACCAACUCUGACAAAAGUGACAGGAUGAGAGAGAGAGGACACGCGAGGAUUCAGCGCCAGUAUUCCGGAGAGAGACCCUGGUGGUUAGACUCUAAUUCCGACAACAUCCCGUUGGGAAUUGAAAGAACUAGUCCCUGGAACGAUGACGCCAGUCAGGAUACAACCAUCAGUACAGUUUUGCCGGAUGACGGGAAAUGUAAGUUCAAAGUUUGGCGACAACAGUCAGGAGAGCGUGCCUGGUGGUUGGACGAGGUCUCGGCGGAGGAAGCGAAGAAAUCGCCGGCAUCUUCCACCUCGAGACGAGGCUCCAGUCGGGGCAGUUUCCGAUCUGCCGAUCGGCGAAAUCGUAUCCGACAUCAGCAGUCCGGUGAGCGAGCGUGGUGGAUGAGCGACGACCCCGAGAACGUCCCGGAGGGCGUCGAGGUCAUCCCCGUAGCGUCUCCCGACAGCCAAGGCGCCGACAUGCCCGAUGGCUUUGUCGAUAACGAGACCCUUUACUCCGCGAAGCCGCUUAACAAAAUCCGCCACAUCGAAUCCGGCGAGAAGGCAUGGUGGAUGGACAGUUGCUCGAACGUUCCUGACGGGGUCGUCAGAAUCCCCGUGGAAACUUCCAACAGCACUUCCGACUCCUCCGAGUCGUACGAGAAGAUCGAUAUCGGCGUUAACCCUGAACCUGAGACGUGUGUCAAGAGGAGCCUCUCCAGAUUCCCUAUCGAGUUUCCGCCUCCACCGCCCGAGGAGCCGUUGGGAGAUCGCGCGAGCCCAGAAGGGGUCGAAAACCCACCUGAUCCGCCGGACAAUUACGGAGGACGGGACUCGCCUUACGACAAUGUGCAACCGACACCACGAAGAUUGUCACCAAGGAAACGACCCUCCACACUGCCGUUGUUCAUCAGCGAACACACCGACAUCGAUGAUGUGCUCAGCGAUACAGCCGUCCCGUGCCACAGCCCUGUUCUCUCCCGCGUUCGUAAACAGGAACGCGUCGAAGAGGAUUCUUCCGAAGAUAGCUCGGAGUGCGAAGAAAUAGACGCGACCCAGGUGAUCAUUCAUGACAGCACGCCGAAAACACCGAUGAUUCAACGAAGGAACCGAGAGAACGAGAGGAUUCAACCCGACGGCUACAUACCGGAUUUCUUGAAUCAAUUCUAAAAACCGAAAACAUCUCGAGGGAUUUUGUGCGGGAGAAUGACCCGCCGAGGGAGAAACAGAUGGAAUGGCUGGGAUGGUAAUUGUGCGAUGAAAAAAUAAUCAGCCUGCGCGAUACGAAAGAUGAAACCAUAAACACGACUGUGCGUGUGUGUAUGUACGUAUACCGCCGACUACGUGCUACAACGAGUCCCCAUAGGGAUCACGAAUGGCACAAAGGGGAAUAGCGAGUCUAUAGAAACGUGAUGGGAGGUUCAUUGUGCGGGAGGGUGCUAACGCUACCGUGCAACUCUAUAGCGCCUCGUGAAAAUAUAAAUAACUACUGUGUACAACGCUCGCGAGAGCGGGUCGAUGAAUUAUUUACGAGUGCUUCUGUGAUAUGAUUCUCAUUAAUAUAUGCGGUCUGCUCAUAGCACCGAUCCACACACGAAACCUGAAAUCGACCGAGGAGUUUAUACACUCUGGCAGAAUACGAAACAUCGUUAAUAAAUCGUAGACGAGUCAAUGACCUCCUUCGCUCGCAUUCUAAACGUUGAUCGAAUAAUCUCAUACUGGCGAGAUCGCUCGUCGUCGGCGAUUCUCCCGCCAAUGUAACCUCAAAACGCCAAUGUUUACCAAUGUUUCAUAAAAGAAUGUAUUUCCCAUUCCUGGACGCGCCACUUUCCAGAUAUAUGUCGCAGUGAUUGUUGAUUCGACGCAUCGUUCCCUGAAC